UCCACAGUGCCUGCAUACGAGAUUUAAACUGGCAAUUCAAGGUGCUUUGUUCCAGGCAUCACCAAUCCUUACACCCACAGCACAGAACAAAAAAAAAGGAUAAGCAUGUCCGCAGGGUUAGAGAUUCUUGGGUUGGCCCUGUGUGUGUUCGGGUGGAUAGCUGCCAUCAUCACCUGUGCACUGCCCAUGUGGAGAGUGACCGCUUUCAUCGGCAGCAACAUUGUGACAUCUCAGACCAUCUGGGAGGGACUCUGGAUGAACUGUGUGGUGCAGAGCACCGGGCAGAUGCAGUGCAAGAUCUAUGACUCCAUGCUGGCUCUCCCCCAGGAUCUCCAGGCAGCCCGAGCCUUGACCGUCAUCUCUAUCAUUCUGGCACUCUUGGCCAUCUUGAUCUCCAUCGUCGGGGCCAGGUGCACCAACUGCAUUGAGGACGAGGGGAGCAAAGCUAAGGUCAUGAUCAUAUCGGGAGUCUUGUUCAUUAUUGCUGGGGUCAUGCAGCUUAUCCCAGUCUCCUGGUCUGCCAACACCAUCGUCAGGGACUUCUACAACCCUUUGCUCACUGAUGCCCAAAGAAGGGAGCUUGGCUCCUCUUUGUAUAGUGGAUGGGCUGCAGCAGUUCUCCUGAUCCUAGGCGGGGCCCUUCUCUGCUGCUCCUGUCCACCUCGGGAAAAGAAAUAUGCCCCAUCGAGAAUGGCUUAUUCUGCUGCCAGAUCCAACCCACACAGUGGUUAUGACAAGAAAGACUAUGUCUAAACCUCAAAACCGGCUUUGCUUUGAAGCUCCUCUAUCUGCUGUUAUAAAACAAAAAAAAUGUGUUUAAAUGGACAAAUGGAAGAGACUCCGCAAUGAAGGUACUGUUUUCUGUUGCUGGUGUUUUUGUGUGUUUUUUUUUUUCAGUCUGUAGCCCCCUGUAGAUUUCAUAGAGCCCGUGAUUUGGGGUGCUCUGAAGAUCUACUGGUGUCAAAGGUGGUUUUUUCCACUGGACCUUAAUGAUCCCUGUUGGAGGUACUGGUUAUUGAUUUCCCAUUUCAAUUGGCCAGUAUUUGACCAUUUUGUGUCGCUUGUUUUUAUAUUCUAGCAAGGUAGUUGCAAGUAUAAAUUGUAAAGCUUAGCUACCAGAACCAUACCAGUUCUCUGAUAAUGGUUGUCAAGGAGCGAGUAGGUUCAUUUGUCUUUUGUUUUGUUUAUUUGUCGCAUGUAUUUAACAAACAAACAAACAAAAAAAAUUACCUGGGUAAAAUAUUUGAAGAAUGUUCUCUUUCAAUAUUAUUGUUUAGUGAUUUCUGUGUGCAAAUGAACAGCAGCUACAUAUGAAAAAAAGUGUAUUUUACAAAAUUAAAUAAUAAUUUACAGUUUUCUUUUGUUAUUGAUAAACUGAUAUAAUUUCAUAGGGGUUAAUGUUUCAUUGCUGCAGGAACGUGCAUGAAAUGAAAGGGAAGCCUUAAGAUACAAAUCAUUAAAAUAACACCUGAAAAUAUCCAAAAAGAACGUUUGCUCUGAGGAGAAUCCUUUAUAAGUGGACAGCAUGUUAUAUGAACUGCAUUGAAUCACUUUGUAAUUCAGUUUGAAUAUAGAAAUACAUUCUAAACGGUUUCUUUGUUAUUGAUAAUAUGAGUAACAGAGACCCAAACAACACUUCAAAUCUGAGGAGGUGUCAUUUUACUCUUUGCAGAUAUUGUGAAGAUGCAGAAAUUGCCCCAACAUUUUAGCAUUAAGAUUUGAGAUUUUCUUUUUUAACUCUCAAAAACUGCAGUGUAAUUCACAGUCUAAAGUAACUUUGACAAUAGUAUGUUUAAACAGAGGACAACGAGACACAUCUAUAAUUUCACCUGAAUCUAAGAACCAUUGUUUAUUGCUCUGUAAAGGAAAGGCACUGCAUUAUAGAUUGAUGUUGUUCUUCAUUGUUCAAUACAUUUGUUUGAUAUUUUCAUGAACAUGCUAUAUAGUUUGUGCAUUGCUUUUAACUCUAAAUGAUACAUUUCUUUGUUUACAAUGAACAGCGUCUCUAUUAAAGGGUACAUAAGGACCUUUUUAUUUUAUUGUGUUACAUGUUCCCAUGUGUUGCUACAACUGUUUACAUAAGGUGUGUGUAUUGUUUUAAUUAUUAUUAUUUUUUUUACAUUUUUACCACUUUUUUAAACUUUUAAAUUGCAUUCCGUGCCUCAAGAUGGCUUCCUAUAUAUCCGCAUGGACCUCUCAGAACUACAUUUCCCAUCAUCCUCCUGCUCACUGGUAAAUCCAUCUCAGGUCCUCAUGCACCCUUUAAGAGCACAUCUUUCUUAGAGUACGGAUAUAUCGCUGGUGAAUGAGGAUUAUGAACCCGCUGUAUGCUGUGUGUAUUAUAAUGUCCUGUUGUGUGUAUGUACAAAGCCCCAUUGUAUCUAUGUCUUCUCACAAAUUGCAGCAUUCAGAGAUUGGAGAGGAUCCUCGUGUGGGAGUUGUCACUGGAUGCUAAGGGACUUGUGUGCCUUUGUGUACAGAUGGGACUAUGUAAUGUAUCCAAUAUUUGCCUCGCUUUUCACAAGGAGCGCACCUGCAGCACUGUUUGUUUUAAAUAAUAAUAAAAAUAUAUAAUUGA
Messenger RNA from Acipenser ruthenus (sterlet), 2578 nucleotides. RefSeq names its product claudin-3-like. Gene Ontology annotation, cellular component: plasma membrane; bicellular tight junction. The coding region runs from base 106 to 753 and encodes 215 amino acids. Gene Ontology annotation, biological process: cell adhesion; bicellular tight junction assembly. The record is from RefSeq and is a predicted model, not a curated record. Gene Ontology annotation, molecular function: structural molecule activity. Lineage: Eukaryota; Metazoa; Chordata; Actinopteri; Acipenseriformes; Acipenseridae. The transcript has a single exon.